UCCUCGGACGCCAACAGGGAGUUUGAUUAAGAAAAUGGCGUCUGUUUGCUCGAUGGUGAUACGUGCGGUGACAAAACAUUGAGAAAAUUUCGCGAAAAAGUGGAAAAUGAGUGCCGCGUUAACCUAAUAUUAGUGUAAAGGAACAAUCGUUUUUUCUUUCAAACAUGACAGCCAACAUGUAUCGUGUCGGAGAUUACGUGUACUUCGAGACGUCGUCGACGUCGCCGUUCCAGAUUCGACGCAUCGAGGAGCUGAACAAGACGGCGUCGGGGAACGUGGAGGCGAAGGUGAUGUGCUUCUACCGCCGAAGAGAUCUUCCGAGCCAGCUGAUCCAGCUCGCCGACAAACACCAAUGUGCCUUAGACGAAUCGAACGGCAGCCCAGUGUCCGAUUCAGGCAGCAGAGGUUGUGAAUCGCUGGACCCAAAGCAGAGGCACCAAAUGAAACACCGUGAGUUGUUCCUAUCGCGUCAGGUCGAGACUCUGCCCGCAACGCACAUUCGGGGCAAGUGUUCAGUAACAUUGUUCAAUGAAACCGAAUCGCUCAAUUCAUACCUGAACAAGGAUGACAUGUUUUUCUACUGCCUGGUGUUCGAUCCGACCCAAAAAACGUUACUAGCGGACAAAGGUGAAAUACGCGUAGGCAGCCGGUACCAGUGUGAUGUGACGCCCCUGUUACGCGAAGGCGAGAAGAGCUCGCGCGAUCUCAGCGAACUCGAGACCCUGGUGUGGACGCCCGAGCACAGCCUGACGGACAGACAGAUCGACCAGUUCCUGGUGGUUUCGCGCUCGGUCGGGACGUUCGCGCGUGCUUUGGACUGCAGUUCCAGCGUGAAGCAGCCGUCGCUCCACAUGUCGGCGGCGGCGGCCAGCCGCGACAUCACCCUGUUCCACGCGAUGGACACGCUCCACCGGCACGGCUACGACCUGGCGAGCGCGCUCUGCUCGCUGGUGCCGUCGAGCGGGCCGGUGCUCUGCCGGGACGAGAUGGAGGAGUGGAGCGCCUCGGAGGCGAACUUGUUCGAGGAGGCGCUCGACAAGUACGGGAAGGACUUCAACGACAUACGCCAGGACUUUCUGCCGUGGAAGACGCUGAAGAACAUCAUCGAGUACUACUACAUGUGGAAGACGACCGACAGGUACGUGCAGCAGAAGAGGGUGAAGGCCGUGGAGGCCGAGUCCAAGUUGAAGCAGGUCUACAUUCCCAACUACAAUAAACCGAAUCCGGCAGCGCUCAACAACAACAAGGGGGUUGUUAAUGGGAACAGCAACGGGAGUUCGGAGCCUGUGGUGUCGCUGGGCGGGAAGUCGUGCGAAUCGUGCAACGUGGCCGUAUCGAACCAGUGGUACGCCUGGGGCCCCUCGCACAUGCAGUGUCGCCUCUGCCACACGUGCUGGCAGUACUGGAAAAAGUACGGCGGCUUGAAGAACCCGACCCGUUUCGGCGACGGCGACUUCGACAACGGCACCAAGAAAAAAUCGGGCAGCGACGUCGACGACGACCGCAUGUCGGCGAUAAUGUCCCACCGCCCCCACCGCUGCAACAUCGGCGGCUGCGGCAAAGAGUUCAAACUGAAAGCCCACUUGGGCAGGCACUACGCCACCGCCCACGGCAUCGUGGUCCGCUCCGGCUCGCCUCGGCCCAUAAUGAAGACCCGCACGGCCUUCUACCUGUUCACGACGCCGCUGACGCGGAUUUCGAGGCGGCUGUGCCGACACAUCAUGAAACCGCGGCACGCGGCUCGGGCGCCAUUUUUCGCCAUCAACAUACAGGCGGUCAAGCAGGAGUGCACGGCCCAGAUGAUUGGCAAGUCGCUCACCGAUCUCAAGCAGUUGCUAGUUUAUAGGAAGAAGAACAGGGGCAGCGUGACGGCGAUCGCCACGAGACUGGGGAACCCCGGGUCGGUGACGCCGCAGUGGCUGAUCCUGACGGAUAAGGAGAAUCUGCCGAAGCCGGAGAAGGUGGCGUUCCCGAAGCCGCCGAUCGGACCCGACGGGAGUUUGCUGUACGAGAGGGUGCCAAACAAGCCCGAGGUGGAUAAGAUUCCGCUGAAUAACAUGUCGCCGUCGUUGAAGCGACGAGCCUACGACGAGAUGAACGGUAUAGACAGCUUCUAUUCUGACUUGGAUUGGGAUGAUGGUUCCGCUCUGAGUGCACCUCCUCCGAAGCGGUUGAGUAAGGACCCGGUCGCGUUGGUGCGCCCUGACCAGUAUCCUUCAAUGAUGCCAUCUUCAAUGGUCCAAGGACAAGUCCUGCCACGUCAUAUAUCCCAAAUAAACGGCAAACCAAAAAUCGCGCACAUGACUCGGACAGGGUCAGGCCGCAAACAGGUCAUAAGUUGGAUGGACGCCCCCGACGAUGUAUAUUUUAGAGCAACCGAAGGUAGCAAGCGAAUGCGAAGGCAAGUCUCUCUCUCAGAUUUGCGAAGAGCAGCUCGUAAACCGUGGAGACAGUUAAAAACGAAAUACGAUGAUCACGCGGUCGUGGUUCUAGAUUGACAAUAGUGUGAUUCGUCACCGAUAAGUGCUCAGUGUGCCCAAAACUAUUUAUUGAACAUCCUUAGCGAACGUUGCUGUAAUUUUCUUUUCUGGGAUGGAACUGUACAUGAAGAGUGUGUUUUUGAUAAGUACAUUAUGUUGUGUAUAUAAUAAUAUUUAUACAGUUAUGUUGUAUCAGUAAUUUAUUACUGCUGCUGGAGGGUGGAAGAUGGACUGUAUAUUGUACAAUUUGUUUACUGGCAAUAAUCCAAAUAUAAAUUAUUGGAAGAAAAUGAGGACUAGUCGUCUGACAGUGGCAAGUGUUGAGUUUCGCAUUAUUGGUCAACCAUGUAUAGAUACCAUUGAAUUUAAAUAUAUGCUACUUGGAUAGGAUCAAUCAAUUAUUCAAGUUGUAAAACGUAGACUAAUUUACAUUUUUUUCAUAAAUAAACAAGCACCUAGAUGA
Molecule: messenger RNA, 2943 nt
Organism: Zophobas morio
Lineage: Eukaryota; Metazoa; Arthropoda; Insecta; Coleoptera; Tenebrionidae
Gene: MTA1-like
Product: metastasis-associated protein MTA3
Exons: 8
Coding region: 165-2498 (777 amino acids)
Biological process (GO): negative regulation of transcription by RNA polymerase II
Cellular component (GO): NuRD complex; nucleoplasm
Molecular function (GO): chromatin binding; transcription coactivator activity; histone deacetylase binding
Source: RefSeq, a predicted model, not a curated record